Messenger RNA from Durusdinium trenchii, 624 nucleotides. The record is from the annotation of a GenBank genome assembly. Lineage: Eukaryota; Dinophyceae; Suessiales; Symbiodiniaceae.
AUGCUCAAAGAGGAGCUCCCCAGGUGUCCGUCGAUCUCAUCGGUCGCGUGGGUGGCCAAAGUGCUGGAAGACUUGGAAUUAGAGGAUGACGACGUUUUUGAAGUCAUAGCGUCACAAGUGAAAGACCGCGUUGACGAAUUGGAGCCGCAGGAGACGUUGGACAUUGUGCUGAGUUUUGGUGCCAUCUACUUCAACGAUGAUGAGCUCCUGGAGGCCUUGGCAGGUGCUGUUCGGCGACAGCUUCACUUCUUUACCAACGCUGAGGUUGUCCGCUUGGCGAAUGCCAUGUCGCGCUUGGGAGGGCUGGAUUCGUCCAAGCACGUAGGAAUGUUCUUUGAAAUGCGAUCGCGCGUCAAUAUGCCUUUGAUCGACAAAGCAAUCAGGGAACGAUUGCGUGCUGAAGCUGCAUACUCUGAGCCCAACGAGGACUACAAGAAGCUGGUGUCCAAAGUGAAGCUACCCGAGAACAGCAAGGUCAAAGACAAGUUCAAGAAGACAAUGGCCAAAGAGCUCACCUUGCUGAAGUUCCAAGCAGACAAAGAGGCUGCUCGGCAAGAAGAGAUAAAUCCAGAGCUGCUGAAGGAAGGUCCUACAAUGAAGGAGUUGUUCGACGAGAGCAGGUGA